AUGGCUCAAAAUAAGAUUAAAUUUGCAUUCACUUAUAAUUUAUUUAACAAGAACAAAGUUGCUUUAUAUGGCUUUAGAUCAAAGAGCACAUGGUGGCCUCAUGUAAAAAUGGGCCCACCAGAUGCAAUUUUAGGUCUUACAGAAGCAUAUAAAAAAGAUCAAAAUCCAAAAAAAGUUAAUUUAGGAGUUGGUGCUUAUCGAGAUGAUAAUGGUAAACCAUUUGUUUUACCAAGUGUACGAAAGGCAGAAGAAAAAAUUAAAACUAAAAAUAUGGAUAAAGAAUAUGCACCAAUUGCAGGAAGUUCAGAUUUUUGUACACAAAGUAUUAAAUUGGCACUUGGUGAUAACAGUGAUGCUAUUAGUAAUAAUUUUAAUGCUACUGUUCAAGGAGUUUCUGGUACAGGUUCACUUUAUAUUGGAUCACUUUUUUUAUCGCAAUUCUUUACUGGUAAUAAAGAAAUAUAUGUACCAAAACCUACUUGGGGAAAUCAUGGUCAAAUAUUUAAACUUGCUAGGCUGCCAAUGAAAUUUUAUCGUUAUUAUGAUCCAAAAACAUGCGGAUUAGAUUACAAUGGUGUUAUAGAAGAUUUAUGUAAAAUACCAGAAAAAUCUAUUGUUCUUUUUCAUGCUUGUGCUCAUAAUCCCACUGGUGUUGAUCCUAAUCCAGAACAAUGGAAAGAAUUGGCUGAAUUAAUAAAGAAGAGAAAUCUCUUUCCCUUUUUUGACAUGGCAUAUCAAGGAUUUGCUUCAGGUAACCUAGAGAAAGAUGCUUUUGCUGUUAGAUACUUUGUGAAAAAUGGAAUUGAUAUUAUGUUAGCCCAAUCAUAUGCAAAAAAUAUGGGUUUAUAUGGUGAACGUGUAGGAGCAUUAUCUGUAAUUACAUCCAACAAAGAUGAGGCAGCACGUGUUCUUUCACAAUUGAAAAUUAUAAUUAGACCAGCAUAUUCCAAUCCACCAAUUAAUGGUUCUAGAAUUGUUAGUGAAAUUUUACAAGAUUCUGAAUUAAGAAAACAAUGGCUUAUUGAUAUAAAAACAAUGGCUAAUCGUAUUAUUUCUAUGCGUCAAACAUUGACUAAUAGUCUUAAAAAAUGUGGUAGUUCCCGUGAUUGGUCACAUAUUACAAAUCAAAUUGGAAUGUUUUGUUUUACUGGUCUUACAACUCCAGAGGCAGAAAAACUUAUAAAGGAUUAUAGCAUUUAUUUGACAAAGGAUGGUAGAAUAUCUGUGGCAGGAAUAACAACAAAAAAUGUAAACUAUAUUGCACAAGCUAUGCAUGACGUUACAAAAUAAUUAAAUAUUUCUACGUUUCAUCAAAUUCCUUUAAUCCUAAAUAUAUAUUUUUUCUAAUAUAAAAAAUUAUAUUAAUUAUAUUAUUAUAUUAUAUUAUUAUAUUAUUAUAUAAUAUAUAUAAAUAAUUAUAUAUGUUUAUUAUAAUAUUAUGUAAUAUUAUAAUAAGUAUAUAUAUUAUUAUAAUAAAUAUAUAUAUUAUAUAUAUAUAUAUAUUAAUAAUUAAUUAUAAUAAUAAUAAUUAUAUAUAUAUAAAUAAAAUAAUAUAUAUAAAUAUGUACUUUAUAUCAAAUGCAUUUAAUUUUGCACAUUAUUUUUAUAAAAAAAACACUGCAGGCAGUACCAUUGUAAUGAUGCAUUAAUAUAAUAUAAAUUUUAUGUUACUUCUU
Molecule: messenger RNA, 1676 nt
Organism: Apis florea (little honeybee)
Lineage: Eukaryota; Metazoa; Arthropoda; Insecta; Hymenoptera; Apidae
Gene: Got2
Product: glutamate oxaloacetate transaminase 2
Biological process (GO): L-aspartate catabolic process; biosynthetic process
Cellular component (GO): mitochondrion
Molecular function (GO): L-aspartate:2-oxoglutarate transaminase activity; pyridoxal phosphate binding
Source: RefSeq, a predicted model, not a curated record